GGUGCGUGUAAAGAGCGUGUGUGCGUGUGUGCGUGCAUGCGUGCGUGUAUGUGUGUGUGUGUUUUAGAGACUGUAUAAAAUUCUCUGCUGUGGUAUACCAUAGUGAGGGAUGGUUUUCACAUUUUAACACAAUGAAGGCAUUCACUGCAGCUCUACUUUUGAUCAUUUUGAUCAUGCUGCGGUGUUCCUGUGCUUUGAGUCCCACAGAUUGCAAUGCUACUGAAUCCCUGGCUGGAAAAGCUCUAGAUCUGAUCAAUAAAGGACGUCGGAGUGGCUACCUUUUCCAGUUGCUGCGGGUCGCUGAUGCCCACUUGGACAAAGUGGAAUUUGCGUCUGUCUAUUAUUUAGUCUUAGAUGUGAAAGAAUCCGACUGCCCAGUCCAAUCCAGGAAAUACUGGGAUGACUGUGAGCCAGCUGUUUCUAGACGUCCAUCUGGUAUAGUGAUUGGACAAUGUAAGGUAAUUGCUACGACAUGCUUGAAUGAAUCUCAGGAUCUUAGAGUGAAUGACUUUAACUGCACCACAAGUUCUGUCUCUUCUGCACUGGCCAAUACUAAAGACAGCCCCGUACUCUUCGAUUUCUUUGAGGAUACUGAGCUCUACAGAAAACAAGCAGACAAGGCCCUUGAGGAGUACAAAAGGAAGAAUGAUGACUUUGCCUCUUUCAGAGUGGACCAAGUGGAGAGAGUUGUAAGAGUGAGAGGAGGGGAAAGAACCGGUUACUAUGUGGACUUCUCUGUGAGGAACUGCUCCAGUCACCAUUUUCCUAAGCAUUCUCAUGUCUUUGGAUUCUGCAAAGCAGAUUUGUCCUAUGAUGUAGGAACCUCUGACAUGGAAAGUCCAAAAGAUAUUGUGAUAAACUGUGAAGUCUUCAACCUUAAGGAAUACAGAAACAUCAGUGAUGUACGACCGCAUCUGGGCCAUCUACUCCACUCUGGUGGGCAUGAGCAUUCUCCUGCUGGCAAGCCCCCAUUUAAGCCCAGUAGAUCCAGAGAUUACCACCAUCCUCACAAGCCACAUAAACUUGGAUGCCCACCUCCUCUAGAAGACAAAAAUCACUCAGGCAAACCACAAUUUCAAUCAGGAGCUCCUCCACUAUUGUCCCCUUCAAGAUGUCACCACCUCCACUUUGGUACCAAUUGCACUCAUGCACCCCUUCAUAAUCAUAGUUCCAGUGAGCAUCAUCCCCAUGGACAUAGACCUCAUGAGCAUCAUCCCCAUGGACACAGACCUCAUGAGCAUCAUCCCCAUGGACACAGACCUCAUGAGCAUCAUCCCCAUGGACAUAAUCCUCAUGAGCAUCAUCCCCAUGGACACAGUCCUCAUGAGCACCAUCCCCAUGGACACCAUCCCCAUAGACACCAUCUCCAUGGCCAUGAUUUCCAUGACCAGGGACCCUGUGACCCACCACCCCAUAGCCAAGAUUCCCAAGACCACCAUCGCUGGGGCCAUGGCCCACCACCAAGGCACUCAGAAGAAAGAGGUUCAGGUAAAAGACACUUUCCCUUCAAAUGGAGACAAAUUGGAUAUGUUUACCGACUCCCUCCACUAAAGAAAGGUGAAGUUCUUCCUCUUCCUGAAGCCCAUUUUCCCAUCUUGUCAUUGCCAAACCACAAUAAUCCUCUAAAGCCAGAAAUUCAGCCCUUCCCUCAAUCAGCCUCUGAAUCAUGUCCAGGGACGUUCAAGAGUGAAUUUUCACAAAUCUUGAAGUUUUUUGCAUAUACAUUUCCAAAAGAAAAAUCUGAGUUACUUGAAAAAUGAAUAAUGUUCUAAAUUAGAACCAUUAAUAAAAUGGCUAUUUUAUUAAUGACAAAUGCAAAAGUACAAGUUGUUUUAACCUUACGUUCAUAUUAAGGUUAGGACAAACUGUGGGUGGCGGAGAAGAUGACAUGAGAAGAGCCAGGAGAGAUCUUAGUCACACAAGUCGGAAGUUAAUUCUCCCACUGACCAAUAUACCACUUGAGGCAAAUCUCUGAUCCUUGGAAUUUCUUUAUUUCCUGGACUUAACUCCUUUAAUUCUAGCCUCUUUCCUCCGUUAGUACUUAUGCUGUAGCUGGGCAUACCAAGAAGAUAUGUAUUAUCAUGUAAAGGAUUAUUCUUAUAAAAGUGAUGUAAAUUCUCUCCUAUUUCUUAUUUGUAGUCCUCUAAAUAUAUUUUCAGGAAAAAAAAUAAGUUCUAAAUUUAAUUAUGAAGCAAAAGAAGUUUGGGCUAUAAUUUGCAAAGAAGUUUACAGAAAUAAACCAUAAAUUCAGAUGCAC
Messenger RNA from Hipposideros armiger (great roundleaf bat), 2257 nucleotides. RefSeq names its product histidine rich glycoprotein (gene HRG). Gene Ontology annotation, cellular component: blood microparticle; extracellular region. The coding region runs from base 132 to 1760 and encodes 542 amino acids. The record is from RefSeq and is a predicted model, not a curated record. Gene Ontology annotation, molecular function: cysteine-type endopeptidase inhibitor activity; heparin binding; zinc ion binding. The transcript has 7 exons. NCBI's taxonomy places the organism in Eukaryota, Metazoa, Chordata, Mammalia, Chiroptera, Hipposideridae. Gene Ontology annotation, biological process: regulation of platelet activation; negative regulation of endopeptidase activity; negative regulation of fibrinolysis.